UAUAUUUUAAUGUAGACCAGUCUGGUGAUGAUGUGAUCAGUGAUUCAGCAAUAAUCAUAUCAUCAUACCAUAUGAUAAGAUCACAAACUUAAAAAGAGCAUAGUGAAAGGGAUAAUGCUUCAUAAUAAAUAAGGCCGUGUUUGGUUCAUACAUAACCAUAUUCACAUUCUCUGUACUAUUGAUCAUGGCCUUAUUUUUCCGGCAAUUAUCCGGCGGCGGCGCCACCACAUCGUGCGGCCAUGUUCAACUCCGGCAGCCCGCGGUUCCCGCCGGAAUUUGCAGAGUCCGUUACAGGCAUUCUCCUCCAAUGCCGGAACUCUUGAGAAUGCGGUUGGUGGCAGUGGGGUCCACCGGCGGCGGCGGCGGCGCGUGGGGGAGUAAGAAGAAGUUGGGGCUCUGCUCCUAUGCGGUGGGGGAUCGGAGGGUUGACGAGGAUGGCGGGAAUGAUGACACAGCGGAGAGAAGUGUGAAUCGUGCGGUGGAGGUGGCGGUGGCUGCCGCCGUGACGGUGGUGAUGGGCGUCGGAAACAGAGUUCUGUAUAAGCUGGCUUUGGUUCCGAUGAAACAAUACCCUUUCUUCCUCGCACAGCUUGCCACUUUCGGAUAUGUAAUUGUGUACUUUGCCAUUAUGUAUAUCCGGCACCAUGAGGGUAUUGUUACUAAUGAGAUGUUACAUGUGCCUAAGACUCCAUUUAUAGUUCUUGGUCUGUUGCAGGCUCUUGCUGCUGCUGCUGGAAAGGCAUCAGGAGCAAUUCUCUCUGGUGCAUCAAUUCCAAUUUUGUCUCAGACUUUUCUAGUGUGGCAAAUUCUCCUGUCAAUUAUUUUUCUUGGGAGAAGAUACAAAGUCAACCAACUACUUGGAUGUCUUCUUGUAACCAUUGGUGUCAUUGUUAAUGUAGCAAGUGGAGCCGGUGCAGGAAAUUCAUUAAUGGAAGGUGGUAUGUUUUGGAGUCUUUUGAUGAUAGUUUCAUUUUUACUCCAAGCAGCUGAUACCGUGUUGAAGGAACAAAUAUUUUUGGAUGCUAACAGAAAGUUGAAGGGAGGUUCUUUGGACCUGUUUGUUGUCAAUUCAUAUGGAUCUGCAUUCCAAGCACUAUUUAUAUGCCUUCUUUUCCCCUUCUUGUCAAAAUUAUGGGGCAUCCCCUUCAGUCAACUGCCAAACUACCUUAAAGAUGGUGCAGCCUGCUUCAUAAACAUUGGUACAUUAUCAAAUGGAUGUGUUGGUGCCCCUCUGCUGCCAUUGCUGUUCAUUAUUGUAAACAUAGGUUACAAUAUUGCAUUACUUCAUCUCCUCAAGAUCUCUUCAGCUGUUGUAUCUUGUCUUGCUUCUACAUUUUCAGUCCCAAUAUCCAUCUAUGUGUUCACUUUGCCAUUGCCAUACCUUGGUGUUGCUUCCUCCCUUCCUAAGGGUUUUCUGGCAGGGGCCAUCAUUCUCAUUAUUGGCUUAUUAAUUUAUGCUUGGGCCCCUUCAAAUGGUUCCUUGGGUGCUUCUAGAGAAGCCAGGAUGAGUUAAAAUGAGUUGACAUUUCAUUGGAGAGGAUAUAACACUUCAAGUAUCAAAUUCAAGUCCACCCUAAUGUGAAGACUAUAAGGAGAAAGGAAGAGAUGUUGUAUAUAAUUUGUUUGUUCAAUGAAUUGCUAGUAAGCAUUCUUGAUGAGUGGUCAAGUGAUCGAAAGAAUAGGAUAUCAUAGAAAGUCCCAAGUUCAAUUUUCGUGUAGCUUAGAAAAAAUAAAUGGAGAAUGAUGAAUGUAAGACUCAUCCCAAUCAUGUCCUUAUUCAAGAAGAAUAAUAUAUGAGACAUACAAAGAAGCUACGUACAUCGAUAAUGAUGAAUGGAACACCUUUACAAUA
Molecule: messenger RNA, 1852 nt
Organism: Lotus japonicus
Lineage: Eukaryota; Viridiplantae; Streptophyta; Magnoliopsida; Fabales; Fabaceae
Product: protein CLT3, chloroplastic-like
Exons: 10
Coding region: 185-1513 (442 amino acids)
Source: RefSeq, a predicted model, not a curated record